Molecule: messenger RNA, 8815 nt
Organism: Magallana angulata
Lineage: Eukaryota; Metazoa; Mollusca; Bivalvia; Ostreida; Ostreidae
Exons: 8
Coding region: 587-2578 (663 amino acids)
Source: RefSeq, a predicted model, not a curated record
UUAUAUAUGGCAGACUUUUUCAACUCGCUAGUUGGUGUAUGAUUAAGUUGAGAUGCACGAAAAAUAACCAAUAUAUUGACUGCAUUUGACAUGUUUGGAGUAAAAAUUGUCCUGGACAACUACAGGUUUUAGGAAAAGAUGAAAAAGUAGACAGAGUAAACCCACUGUGCACAACCAGCAAAUUCAGCUGAAAAAUAAAUAGAUAUUAGAAGCGUUUUUGUUUAAACCCUGAAUAUUUAGACAAUGACUUUGUGAUGUGCAGGUUAUAGAGAGGUUAUGAGAGGGUUACACCCUUUGUAAUCUCUUUGGAAACCACUUUCUAGAACAACACAGCAGUCACAUUUAUAUCAAAGGUUCAUUGGAAUAUUCAGGACUGAGUCGGAAUUAUUCUAAUGCAACAGGAAGUGGGUCAGUCAUUUAGCGGUUCCAGAACCAAUUGCAAAAUGACUGUAAGAGAAGUAUAAACCACAGGGUGGCUAAGUGGUCGACAAAUUACUCAUCAGAAUUGGAGUGUGUUAAUAAAGAUCAGAAGCAGCAGGUGGCUGUGUUCAGUAAUCUCCUGGCAGUUCUAUGAUUUUUUUUUUCAAUGGCAUCAGCAGCUACUGUAGGUAGCAAUGUUAUUGAAGGACAGACAGUACAAAUCAAGGAAGGCCCUCCUUUAUUUGAGGAUGAAGGGAAAGAUUUCCCCAAACCCAAACCAUGUGAGAAGAGUUCAUCAAAAAGGGAAGCAGAAGGUUUAAAGGGAAAAAAAGAAACUGAAGAGGUCACCCUCAAUCUGGAAAGUGCACCAAAACUCGAUGCAAGAGAAAUAAGCCUCGACGAAGUUUUAUCCAAGGAGUGUGAACCAGAAGGGAAUAUCCCUCAGCAAGUUGAAAAGUCUGCAGAUGAACCUGAGAACCAAAACCAUGAUUCUGGAUUCUAUUCGUUAGAAUCCAUUAAGAUUGGUUCUGAGGUAGAUGAAGUAGAUUCUCUCAGUCAACUUUCUAGAGAUGCCCCUGGAAGUGAACAGAGGUGUGGGAAGAUGGAAGAUGUGGAACCAUCAGAUCCCUUGAUUGAAAGGACUGAUGAAUGUUCUCAUUUAGCUGAGGCUGGAGAUCAAGAACGCCAAAAGAAUGGAAAUAGAGAAAGCAAGAACAUGAAAUGUCAUAUCACUAAAGACAAAGAAGAAAUUGAAAACAAAAAAACUAGGGGAAAAAGUAUUGAUAAUGCUCAGGACAUGAAAUGUCGUAUCAACAAAAAACCAAGACAUUUAUUAAUUUCCUCUCAGGAAUUCAGAAUUUUACGUAAGGCCUUGCCUGAAAGUAAAUUGUCCAAUCUUGUCUACAAUUUUUUUGCAAAGAACAAAAAGUAUGUUAAGAAGGGCUUGAAAAGAUUUAGAUUCUCCUACUUCAGAUUAAUUGAGACUGAUUGUUUUGUGUUUCCAGUGUUGGAUUUACAGAGUGGUUGGGAUUGGACCACACUGGAUAUGAAGAAAGAAUGGUUUAGACUCAACUCCUUUGCCAGUCUGACAUAUCGCAGAUUCUACAAAUUGUCACCUGUAUUACUGGCCACUGCUGGUUUUUACUACAGUGCAGAACACAGAAAAAUUCAGUGUUUUACUUGUGAUAAAUGUUACACACCAGAAUAUUUAGAAAACUUAUUGCAGGCUCAUGGUACUUCAUAUCCACUAAAGGGUUUACAUGAAAACUGGUGUUUGAUAUCUGACCAUGGUAACAUUCCCAUUCAAAACCCUGGCUGCAAUGACGUAGGAAACCCAUCCUGUAACAAAAGGGCAUUCAAAGAUACAGAAGGGAGACUUAUUCAAUGCAAAAACAUGUGUGGACCUAAUACUUUCUUCAUGGAUGUCAGUCACAUGUUGAUAGAGUUUCCAGCAUUGAAGGAUGCCUUUAAGAGUUGCAGGACUGGCAAGCUUAUCUUGGAAAUGUUUGAACAUGGAAAAUUAAACUCAGCAAGAGGAAUUUAUCACAUCCUUCGGCACCUAGAAAUGGUAAACCCAGAAGACACCAUUGUCGAUCAAGUAAAAUUUCAGCUGAUCAAAUUUUUCUGUAUAUUGACGGAAAAAAUUGUGAUGAAAGGAUUGUGCCGAGAGGGUUGUCAUAUGCAGAGAACGUUUACAAGGGAACAGAUUAUUAUCAACCCUCCAUGUCUAAAAACCAGAGAUGGUAAAAUGAACAUCAUUCAGCAAGGAAUAUUGAAAUUCUUUGAAGAUUUGUGUCCUUCAAACAAGUGCUGUGAUCAUUGCCAGGAGACUGUCUGUCUGACCUUUAGCCACCCCCCACCCCCAGUCCUUUUUAUCAACGUCUUGCGUUUAAAUUUCCUGCCGGUUGGAGCUUUUGAGGACUUACCAGCAGUGGUUUAUGUUCUGGGUCACAAAUACAGGGUUGGUAUGGUGUAUGUACACAAGGGCCAGCACUUUACAGGGUGGAUCUACAAGAAUCAGGCAUGGACUUACUAUGAUGAUAGUAAAGUCAGCCCUGGAGAUAAGUAUUCAGCUGAUUUAGAUGAGACCAAGGAAUUCCCUGGAAAUGAGCUCAAGGUUGUGGUCUCAUAUUACCUCAUCAAUAAUGGAGGCCCAUAAUGAUAAAAAGUGUGUCAUCAGAAAAUUACAAGCAACAUCGUUAAAGAAGGGUUAAUGAAAUUUGAUUUUGUAAAUUAUUUUUAAGAUUUUUUUGGUAUUUGAAGUACCAGUUUGUAUAUCAGAGUACUUGUAAAUUGUGCAGUUUACAAAUUAAGAUAUUUUACCAAAAUAAUUAAUAUAUUUUUUUUAGCAUAUCAUGCUAUUGGACUUCAUGAACUUAUAAUGAUAUUUCUAUACAGUGAGAAUAUCAUGCCAUAACCCUGGGUUCAUCAUGAUAUAUUACUGAGCAUAUCAUGAUAUCACACUGAGUUCAUUGUGAUAUAUGACUGAGCAUAUCAUGAUAUAACUCUGAGUUUUUUGUGAUAUAUGGCUGAGCAUAUCAGGAUAUCACACUGAGUUCAUUGUGAUAUAUGACUGAGCAAAUCAUGACAUAACACUGAGUUCAUUGUGAUAUAUGACUGAGCAUAUCAGGAUAUCACACUGAGUUCAUUGUGAUAUAUGACUGAGCAUAUCAUGAUAUCACAUUGAGUUCUUUGUGAUAUAUGGCUGAGCAUAUCAUGACAAAACAAUGAGUUCAUUGUGAUAUAUGACUGAGCAUAUCAGGAUAUCACACUGAGUUCAUUGUGAUAUAUGACUGAGCAUAUCAUCAUAUUACACUGAGUUUAUUGUGUUAUAUGACUGAGCAUAUCAUGAUAUAACUCUGAGUUCUUUGUGAUAUAUGGCUAAGCAUAUCAUGACAUAACACUGAAUUCAUUGUGAUAUAUGACUGAGCAUAUCAUGACAUAACACUGAGUUCAUCGUGAUAUAUGACUGAGCAUAUCAGGAUAUCACACUGAGUUCAUUGUGAUAUAUGACGAGCAUAUCAUGAUAUCACACUGAGUUCAUUGUGUUAUAUGACUGAGCAUAUCAUGAUAUCACACUGGGCUUAUCAUGAUAUAUGACUGUGGAUAUCAAAUUACACCAAACUUGAAUAAAGGACAGUAGUCAUACUGCUGGAAUAUCGAUUUAUUAGACGUGGAAUAUUAGGGUAUCACAGUUAAUCCCACGUCUAUGACAUGAAAUUGAAUGUACAAUUUUAUUUUAGUUUUGUGCAAUGAAAGGACACUGUUAAUAUGGGAUGUCAUUUGAAUUCACUUUUUGUUUCUAAAUUUGUUUUAUUUGAUAAAGCAGAAGAAUAUAAAACUGAUAAUUAGGGGGUUUUGGGGGUAAGGAAAGCACCUUCCUCAUUUUCAGUACAUCUUUUAUAUAAAUUUUUCAUAUAAGAAUAUAUUAACCACAGAAUUAGAUAUAUUGUAUUUUUCUAGUAAUGUUCUUUGAUAUUGCUAGGGUCAUAAAAAAAGGUAGAUGUUUAUUUUUGGACAGUUGUCAAAAACAUGGGAAAAACUUUGUGGUAGCUGGUUCCAGUGUUGUAUUGGUUUUAAUGUAUUUCUCAUGAAAACAUCUCGAUUUUAAUGAAUACUGACUCUGUGCUAUUUUUUUUUUCAUAGAGAAAUUUAUAUUCUGAUUGUUAAAUUUUUAAAAUAUUUUAAUUUUUCUAUCACAGAAAUAAUUUUACAAUAUAAAAUUGUUACUACAUGUAUAUCAUUGAAUCUGUCUCCUGUGGGUUAAUAACCAGUUAAUUACCAGUUGUAUAUAUAUCCCUUGCCUAUAUUCCUUACAAAAUGUGAUGUGAGGGUCACCAUUACACAUCAGUUCCGUUAUUAGAUAGAUUUAACUUAUCUAAAUUAGCUUCUCAAAAAAUGGCUGUGAUUCUUCUAGGGAAUAAUAUAUCUCUUUCAGGUUCCUCAACACACCUAAGUCUUAUUUGAUGGAUUGAUAACGAAUCCUUUUUCAAAUACAUGUAUGACUUCACAAAACAGAGAGCGAUACCGGCUUUCGAUUAUUUUACCGGGGUUUUUUUUUUUUUUUCAGUGAAAUGGGAAAAAUUAUUCUGACUGCAGGGUAUUAAAAAGCUCAAAAUGUGGUCUUAUUUGAUGCGUAAUAUUAAUAUCUAUAAAUACAUGCCAAAGAUGGUCUGGUCGUUUAUAAUUCUUUAAUUUAAAAAAUAUUUCUGAAAAUUAAAAUUGUUAUUCUUUAACAUCUGUUAAAUGUAUGGAUAAAAUCUGUAGAAUAAGAAAUAGUCAUAUUAAGCACUAAUCAAUGAAACGAAAUUGCUACAUAUUAGAAUAAUUGCAAUUUUCCAUAUAUGAACAGAUCCCAAUAAAAAAAAAAACUGAUCCUGAUCAGAACUGUUUUAAAAUUGAAAUUUAACAAAAAUACUACAUUUUUUUCUGAGAAAUUGAUAUUUAUUAUAAAAUCAAAAAAUGAAAAACUUAUUUUAAAGCUAAACAAUCUGGAAUUUUUGCAAAAUUGUGAUAUAUUUCAACUUUUUAUGAUUAUGUUCAGGAUCAAAUUAAUUACAAUCAGGAUUGGUUUGAAUUUCGAUUUUCUCAAUUUUUCUUGAAUUUCACAAUUUCAUUUUAAUUUCUUGUUAAAAUAUGAUUAUGAAGCAAUUGUUUAAUGUGAGUGACAGUUGACUUGCAGAUUUUAUCCAUAGGUUUAAGGUCAGACGACACGUUCCUCAAUUUUAGAUAACUUUCUCCAGGAAUUUGUUAAUGGUUAACUACUACUUUGACAAGCUUUCUUGCAAAAAAUUAGGGUACCUUACCAGGCAUUUCUGCAAAAUACUAGAGAAUGCAAUUUCCUAUAUAAUCUUCUUGAAAAUACACUUGAAUUGCUGCUAUUAAAAAAUAAAUGCAUCUACAGCACAGCGAAAUUCACUAUAUUAGAACUAUAUCUCUGCCGGGACGGGGCUUUGAACUCACGACCUCAAGAACCUAUACGCUUCUGACAUUGAGCGGCCACAAUUCUAACCACUCGGCCAUCUAGACAUAUAACCAAGCCACGUAAAUUUUGAUCAUUUUUAAAGUAAUUGUAAAAUUAGUAUUUUCUAUUGGAACUCUUUAUUACGAGGAGAUACAAAAAAGAUUCUCGAGGAACGUCUGACCUUAAAAAAAAUAUUUACAAUUCUUGAUUUACCAUUUUAUAAAUAUUUUUUAUCAAAAAUAUUAUAUAUUUGGUCGUCUUUGACAUGUAUUUAUAGAUAAUUCUAUUGUGCACUAAUUGAUACCAAAUAUUUAGCUCUAAAAUAUCUUGCAGUUAAAACGAUGUUUCCUGUUUCUAUUAAAAAUACAAAAAAAAAAAUUUCAUAUAAUAAUUGAAAGCGGAUACUUGUCUCAUUUUUGUAAAAUUACAUUUCAAAAAUUAUUCUUUAUUGAUCGAUCAAAUAAUGCACUGGUUUGUUGAGCAACCUUAACCUAACUAUUUUGAUCAAAGAAAAAUUUUUUAUAGCACUUGUUGAUUUUUUUUCCUCUGUUUUUCUUUUUAUGUAAAUAUGGUAACUAAGCAAAGCAUUGUGUAAAAAUCACUGUCAGACAUUCUGGAACUUUAAUUUUAAACACAAUACAAUUGUUUUGUGCUUCUUUUUUGAAUGGCAAACUUAACAAAAAUAGGGCUGUUGUUGAUAACAAAUGAAUUUAGUCCUGUUAUUUUAGUCAAAUAGUGCAAAGACUACUGUCUCUUACUGAUGCAUGAUGAUGCACAGGUGCUAUAAAGGUUGAAAGUUGUUUAUCUGAAAAGUCUCAUUUUUGUUUUGCAUGAUCACAUUAUCUCUGAGCACAUAUGUGAUCAACUUAGACUGCUUUAACCAUUGAGUGCAAUUACAGGUUUUUUUUUUCAGUAUUGUUAAAGCAUAAACCACCAGAUUUUACAUGUAAUUUUUGGUUGUACUAGUAGCUGUAAGAAGCACAACUCUCCCUAGUAUUACCAACUUACUCAUCACAUUUGGCUUUAAAUCAAAUAUGAUACAAGGCCUUAAAUGUUCUUAAGGCAAGUUAAGUUUACUUAAUUUCUGGUGGUUACUCUUUUAAGUGUUAUUAUUAUAAGAUCCUUUUAGAUGUGCAAUAUUUUGCAAUGUUUUUACUCCUGUUAAUUUUUUAAUGACCAAGGCCUGAACCAAGCAAGAAAUUUGGGAUCAAAUUUUGGGAUUUUUUGUUUUGGGGAUGUUUUUUUUAGUUGGUUGUUGUUUUGUGGUGUGUUUUUUGGUUAAAUUUUUAAUGUUGUGACAAAUACAUAAGCUUUAUAAAAAAUUUGUUUUAAUAUUAAUACAUGUAAAUUGUACUUGCUACAUGUAUCAGUGCAAUUGUCAGUGCUCUUGUAAUGAUAUGUACUUAUUUGUAUAAUUUAUUUGUAUAAAUAUGUGCCAUUCUAACAUAUUCCAAUUUUUUCACUAAUGUUCCUAUUUUUCUAAAUGUGAAAAAAAACAGUUUUGUGUAUAUGUCCUUUUUGGACACUGAUAUGAUACAAAAUGACUCUGUUUUAUGUGUGAGAGAUAAUAGACUAGUCACUGUUGUAAAAUGUUGCUUUCAAUUUCAAAAUAAUAAUAAUUUUUGCUUUAGAGGAAGCAGAAAGGAUGUUAAUAACUAUGCAUAUAUUUGAUAUACCAGUAUACAACAUUAUGCACAGUUAGAUAUUUUUAAGGUCACUUAGGUGACCGAUUGCAAUUGGUGUUCAUCGAUAGUUGUGAUUUGUGCAUCGUUGUAAACAAAUUUACAUUUUUAAAUUCUUCUUGAAAACUACAAGGCCAAUGGUUGCCAUAUUUGGUAUGAAGCAUCUAUAUGGUAAGAAGAAUCAAAAUUGUGAAAUUUGUGGCUCUACUACCCAUUAAGCGCCACCGUCGGGGCCAAAUAUGCACAUAGAAAUACAAAUUUGAAAAAAACUUCUCAACUUCCACUCAUGUGAGGAAAAAACUGAAUGCAUGGUUAUGAUAUCCAUGAUGCCCUCUACAAAAAUUGUGAAAUUAACGGGCCCCUGGGUCAGUGGUACAGGCUCUAUGGUGGGGCAGUAUGACAUCAUUACUAUUAUGACGUGGACCUGUCUAUUUCAUUGCUGGCCACUCAGUCAUGGUUCUUUGAAAUCAACAAGAUUUGUCUGGUACCAUGCAAUCUAUGUAUAUUUCACUUCAAACUGGCAUCAUUUUUACCUUGUUUUGAGCAAGAAUAAGAUAGUUACAUCUUACCAAAAGUCCAAGGUCUUGUUAAAAUGGUUGUAUCAUUGUUUCCAUCAUUGCACAUUCCAGAUAACAUUAUUCUCUUGUAUGAAAAAGUGUUUUCUCCACAACUGCUGUUUCUGCUGUACAGUUAUAUUGUGUGGAGGGUGUAAUAAUACGAGAAAUUUGGCAUUCCUGAUAGCUCUGUCAAGUGGACAGGUCUAUAGCAUUGCAGGAUUUGUAAAGACAUUGGUUCAAAAGUGAAAGCAUUAUAUCCCUGCUUCACUUAAAUUAGAACUAUGUAAAGGUCAAGAUCUACAGUAUCGAUACAUGUAUCCUGGCAUCCUACCAUGCCUUAAAUUGCUGACUUGUUUGCAUUGAGUUCUCUUUUAAAACCUGGUUAGAAGUACUGCAUAUUUACACUACAGGUGAACAAUUUAGAUAUAUUGUUGAGCAAUUUAUGUGUUGGAAACCUGGGACAAAGAAAAGUAUUGGCAGAGUUACAUGUAGAACGUUUAUGUUUUUGAUGGAGGGGACUCUUGUUUCUACAGCAGCAAUUAGCAUGUGUACCUGUACACUGUAUCUUAGUUACUAGAUCUUGACCAUUAGGCCAUUAUAUAGGCCUACCAAAAGCUCAUGUGAGAUUCAAAGAUGAUUCUGUUGUAUUUAUGAACACGUACAGCAGCAAAAUUCAGCUUCAAUUCUGUAUCUGUACUUUUGUUAUUCCAUAAACUCUGGCAUUCCACAUUGUCUCUAGCCACUUUCUGAGGCACAGCUCUCUCUAUACUGGAGAGGGUUGUACAUAUUGGCCGGGGUUUUCGAUGAUGGACAUUCCAACGGUUAAUUAUACACUAGUAUUGAAGGAUUGACAAAUUCAGAAAUUUUUUAAAAAUGUUGUUACGAUGUAAUAAAAUAUUAGACCUUAAAUUUGAUGUAAAAUGAUAUCUGAAAUAUUAGAACCACAGUGCAUGUAACCAUAUUGAAAGGAUUUGGUUUUUGUUUGACAUAAAAAUAAUAAAAUGUAACAUUGGUUGCUUAUGAACAAGGACAAUAAUCUGAUCUUGUUAACUUUUUGAAAAUGAAAUUCUUAGAGUCUCAACACAUGGCUUUGAAAAAAAUUUAAUGCACAUUUAAUUACUAGUGUGUUUUUUUUAUAUCUGGUUAUUAUGAAUAAUUUUAUGUUUAUUUAAAUAAAUUAAUCCUUUAUUGAA